Messenger RNA from Heterotrigona itama, 3266 nucleotides. Lineage: Eukaryota; Metazoa; Arthropoda; Insecta; Hymenoptera; Apidae. The record is from the annotation of a GenBank genome assembly.
AUGGCACGGGCAAAUAUUUCACCAUGGCGAGUUACGUGGCAGGCGCGUAAAAUUUACUAUCAAUGUCGGGUGAGAAUGAUUUACAAGGUAGUUAAAACCGCUAUCUAUGUUCCUGUGUCCGAUCGAAGGCACAACGGUAAAAUUAACCGCGAGUAUUCCUGCUUGAAGUCUAAUGUUUGAUUACUUGAGAAAUUCGUGGAAAAUUCAUUUUUCCAAAUAAUCGAUACCAAAAAGUAUUUGCACACUAGUAUUUGUCAUAACAUUUAACUUAACAGUGCUUGAUUGGAUUAACACUAGAACUACCAAAAAAUGGUCAAAAUGAUGAAUUCAUAAUUUUUUUAGAGUAAUUUUGCGAGCUCACAACGUUGCGUUGUUUAGAGAUUCGAAUGAUUUUUGUAAAAUAUGCGAAUGAACGUUUGUGCUCGUUAUCGUACAAACCUUUCCCUAUUCCUCAGAUUCUAAUUUCUUUGACACAAUUUUUAUACUUUAGUCGUUGGCAAUUCUAGUGCUGAGAUUCGCAUCGUUUGAUUGUAUUUAAUUAUAAAUAUUGUAUAUUAUAAAUUUUACUUUAUAAUUAUAAUUAUGAGAAAUCUCAUUGGAAAGUAAGUACUGUGCAAUACUUUUUAUAUAUUUGAGAAAACUCUGAAUCCUGGAAAUUGGAAUAAACAUCGGUUCUAAUUGAACAUUAAGAAUUCCAGACUGCCUAUAAGAACUUCACUACGAAUUUUUUUCAAAAAGCUCAACAUUACUUUAAUGCCCAUCAUUAAAUCUUAUCCCUUAAAAGAAACGAGUAGGAUUAAAAUAACAAAAGGAUUCGAAAUUUUUAGACGGCAGAAAGGGAUGCAACAAGAACGAGACAACUCGAAUCGUCUUUGAAAUCGAAUCGUCCGACAACGAAAGCCGAAAACACGAAAGAUCUGGCAAAGAAAAUUAAUAAAAAUUCCCCGAAGAGAAUUGGUUCUAAAACCAAUUGGUUGCCAGAAACUGAAAGUAACACUGUCAAUACUUUAAAUUUCAACACAUUAAAUUCUUCAAACCACAAAUCUAAUGAAAAUUCAAAUUUCAAUGAAAAUACUAGUGAAAAUGAAGUCGAAAUAUUUGAGACACUGGAGAAUCAUCGAGAAGGGGCUGUGAUCGAACGUUUGAGACGUUCAUUAGUCGAAAGAUCUGGUCACGUAGGGGAACAAGUCCCCUCUUCACAGAGAUUCGAUCGUCAUCCAAAUCUGAGUUACGAGGAACGACAAAAACAGUUGAAUCACACGAUGCAACCAAGAAAUAGAAAUCAGGAUUUCGGAGCUGCGACGAUGGAUAAACGACCUGAGAAAUUCGAAUCACCUUCUUCGAAAGAAACGAACAAACGUAGUUACGUUUCUGUCUUUUCCAAUUGCGACGAUACGCAAAGUAUCGAGACGAAUGAUUCAAACGGAAAUAGAGAAGAAAAUUUCAAAGGCGAUAGUGAUGGCGAGAUGAUUGAAAAUUUACGAAAUGAUAAGGACAUGUCGAAUAAAAUGUCUCACGAUGUAAAUAAAUCUCAAAGCUCGAUUAAACAGAAGAACAGAAAUAUCACAGUGACAGAUCAGAGUAAUAGAGAAAAAGAUGUUUCAGAGGAGAUUGAAAAUUUACAAAAUGACAAGAACGUGUUAAAUGUAACGUUUCGAGAUGUGGAUAAAUUACAGAGUUCGAUCAAGAAAGAAAAAGAGGAUAAAAAUUAUAUCAAUAUACGGGAUCAUCAGACGAAUGUCGAAAAUUUUAAAAUGUCUUCCGAUAUUCCAGAAUACGAUCCAAACAAAAUUCCAUAUGUCGAGGUACCAGAUUACUCCGACAUUAGAGAAGAAUAUUUAGACGAGGAGGAUCGCAAGGUGAACGAACAGAAGAAGAUGGAAGGAAAAACUGACUCUGUUGAUCCGGAAGUAUCUAUCGAUUUCGAAGAAUUGCCUGAGAAAGGAUCUUCGAGCAACGAUCCUUCCGAGGAAACUUUUGAAAUUAAGCCUUCAAAAACUUCGGAGGAAAGCUCGAGCGAAGAAAGCAAUUCUUCUUCAAACAGCAACGAGAUGGACAAAAGUAAAGCUAACGGAAGCAAUUCGAACGUUUCAAAUUUGAAAAGGUUUUCAAGCGCUGAAAGACUUGUCUUCGACGAAGACAAGAGCGACGAAAACGACUCGGACUUGACAAGUUUGAACAGAUAUUCAAACGCUGGUCAACGGGAUAGAAACGACGAGAAUAAAUCGUUGGAAAGUUCACGAUUCGGACAGAGUUCGGAACGUGAACCGUCGACGGAUUUCGACGAGUCUUUUGAGUUCUUCGAACUUGAAGAGGAAGAUGAAAGGAAACUGGUUCCAACGAAAGAUUCGAAGGAUAAUUUGAACAACGCCAAGUUCCUCAAGGAACAAGAAUCUGAAGAAACUUCGCGCGAAGGCGACUCUGAAAGUCAAUCGGGGCCCAUAAUUUUCGAGUACACGAACGAGUACAGGAAGCCGUUCGAUCUAGACGAAUUUCUUAAGGACGAUCCGAUAAUGAAAAAGUUGAAGCCGCUCGAAAAGGAGACGCGGACCAAGUACGGAGUGAACGGGAAGCGAGUUCCGAGCGACUUCAACGAAUCCGAAAGUGAUAAUGCGACGUUCAGGGUACGAGCGAACGGCCGGACGACAUCCGCGCAACUUCCAGACACUUUCGACGAUCUAUCAAAAUCGUACGAGUCGAGUAAUUUCGCCGAUACGUUCGCAAUGAUCGACGAAGAAAAGAACAGCGACGAUGAUUUUGCGAGACUCUUUGGAGACGACGAGAGAGAUUUUGAAAGAAGAAAAAAUAAUUAUAAUCGGGACGGAGGAGCUAAAAACGAGAGGGAAAAAGAAGAAAGGAACGAAGACUCGAACGAGGGAAAUAGCGACGGAGAUUCUUGGAAAUUUAACGUUAAAGCGGAUGAGGCUGAUAAAACAGAGAGACACAAGGGAUACAAAAUAGAGAAAAAGAGGAGAAACACGAGAAACAGAAAUCUUGACGAUUUUGGUGAUUUGUUGAAUAUUUUCAAAAGACAGGAGGAAAAUGUUCCAACUGGAUACAAAAACGAGGAUAUCGGGAACCUGCACAAAGACACGAAAAAUCAUGGAACGAAGAAUACCAGAGGCAAAGAAGACCAAGUUUCGCGAAUGGACGACGACCAAAGGAUCAAAGACAGGAACGCGAUUGGUUACGGAAACUUCUGGUCCUUAGAACAUAAAUCUCCAGUGACGAGAGUCGACAUGGAGGCACAAGAAAGGAGGAAAUAG